Molecule: messenger RNA, 498 nt
Organism: Rotaria sp. Silwood1
Lineage: Eukaryota; Metazoa; Rotifera; Eurotatoria; Philodinida; Philodinidae
Source: the annotation of a GenBank genome assembly
AUGACAACGUCACGGACAUCAAUGGUUAAUAUUCAUUGUCCUCCAUCAUCAACUCAUGGAUGGCAAGUUGAAAGUGGUUAUUAUUCAGAUUCAUACAAUAACUCCUCCUCUUCAAUGUCAAAUACAAAACAACAAACAUCAAUACAAUAUGGUGUUCAUCCAACAUCGUCAUCCUGUUGUACAUCUUUCAUACCUCCGCCACUAUCAACAAAUUUAUUUCACAGAUCAUCAUGUCAUAAACGACAUCAUCAAACUACUAAAGACAUUAUUUUAUGUUCAUGUGCCCAUCAUCCAUAUCUUCAACAUAAAAUAAAUGGUAACAAUAAUCCGAAUGUUACAACGAAUGCCGCACUUUUAUGUACAAUUGAUCGAUGUAUGCAUUCUAAUACAAAUAUGAAACCUAUAUCUGAACAUCAUAUUGAACACUCAACUUCUUCAUUAGAUGAUUCAAAUACAUCACCACCAAUAACAAGCAAUGAUGAUGACGAAUCAGGUUAG